AUGCAAGCAACAGGAACGCCAUUGUUGCCAACUUUUACACAUAUCGAUCAAUUUCCAAGCACUGAACCAUUUGACAAUGUCAAAGCCGCUUUCAAUAAGCGUAAUUAUGAAGACACGAUUGAACGCGCUUCCAAAGCCAUAACCCAAAUACAGCGGCUGCAGCUCUUGACGGUACUUGACCAUCGCGCUUACGCUUUUGGAAUGAAAAGCAACUUUGAAGCGGCUGUCAAAGAUGCAGAAGCCAUGAUUACCUAUGAAUCCUCCAUUGCGGCUGGGUACCUCCGAUUGGGAAAUUUGUUGUGUAUGCAAGGCAAGUCGGGAAAAGCAGUUGAAAUAUACGGAGAAGCCCUGGAAAAAGUACCUCGGGACAAUCCAGCAUAUUCUCGCUUAUUGGAAUGCAAAACGAUGGCCGACCAAAAAAACGAGCACCGCUUCGAUCUUGUUAGUGCUCUUCCGCUUGGAAUCCUCGAUGAUAUCAUAACAUUGUUGUCAGAAAAAGAAAGGGCGAUGCUUCUGGAUGUCUCAAAGACAUGGCGCGAACGCGUAGCAGCUUGUCCGCUGGCGUGGGCAACUAUAGCCAACAAUAUUGAUAUUGUAUCAGAUGCUAUGACUGUACGUGCAAUACCGUACGUAGUAAAACACAUCAAAAACCUACGAAUCGAUACCCAUGAAGAUGAAAUAUGGCUAAAAUAUCUGAGCCACCUCGAAAAUGGCGACUUUAAGAAGAUCCGAUCAUUGACUUUGACGGAAGCCAUAGUCAGCCAUAUGACGGCGAACAGCAUGAUGUCGUGGACAACCGGUCUAUGGAAAAUGCGAAAUACUUUGACGAAACUGGAACUCGAAUGUCAGAACACAGCUCCGCCACGAUUAUCGGAUAUACUCUUUUACUGCACGCAUUUGAAAACGCUGAUCGUGGGUACAAGAAACUCGCUUGCAGCAAUUCUUGGUGAUCUGGAGUACUUGGGAGAACCGCAUCGUGCACUUAUUGACAUGUCAUUGACGACGGGUUCGACCUCGGGUGAUGCGCUGAAACCACUCGUGAAGUGGUGCCCAAACCUCCGCCGGCUAUUAUUAUACGACAAUUGCACUCCUACUAUUUUGGACGUCGUCUACGAAUACUGUGAAAAUUUGGAGCUAUUUGGAUACAACAUGAACUUUUGCAUUCCGCAACUGAACGAGCUACAUAACGAUAAAUAUCCCAAGGAACCAGGUCUCCGUGGCAUCUACACACCAAAUGGCGACACAGGCGCGCCCAUAAAUAAGUUUAUGCGAUUGGUAUACAAGCAUGCAAGAACACUGGAACGGGUAUAUGCCAAUAUAUGGCCUGGAGAUCGAUAUCACCCCGAUCCGGAUAAUGGCGAACUCAGGUUAGAGCGGCUGGAAGAACUGACGUACUGGGCCGAUGAUCAUGGAGUGUUCGAAACAUUUUUAUUAAAGACGAUUGAGUCAUGCAAGACGCUCAAACUUUUUAACGCGGUGAACUCAUCCAAUGCAUACCAAAUAGCGGAUACCCUGCUGCAUCUUCCACCGAUCGAACGGUUGGACUUUUCAAUUGUUUCCUCAAGGGAGGACGAUGAUGGUAUUCGAAAAAGCGACGGACGUCUUAUGCAAGUGUUUAAAAAGUACGCUGGACUCCCAGAUUCCGAACAAAAGCUGCGGCGCGUCAGACUUUUCAAGAACGAUGCCAUCACGGAUGAUAUCUUGGCUGCACUUGCUGAGCUCAAAACGAUCGAAAGCAUCGAAUUUAACGAAAACUCCAGGGUUACGAAGGAUGGGGUAAAGAAUUUCAUACGACGUGCGAGCAAACCUGAUGGACGACUGAUGGAAAUUGAUUUUUCGAACUUGGAUCUUGUGGAUGACAGUGUCCUUGAGCUGCUCUGUAGCAUUAAGAACCUUGAGAAACUGUAUUUGGGAGGGCUAUCGGAGGUCACGGACAAAGGAAUUCGAUAUGUGGUGGACAAUGCAAAGAGCUUACAAAACCUAACAGUUGAUGCGUGUGCAACAGUUUCAGAAAGCGUUAUACCAUAUGUAAAUAGCAAGAUCAAGCAUGUAAAUAUAACUAUAGAAGAAGAGGAUGAUGACGAUUAUUCUUAUUAUAGUGAAGUAUGA
This is a messenger RNA of Zychaea mexicana, 2109 nucleotides long. RefSeq lists its product as uncharacterized. The record is from RefSeq and is a predicted model, not a curated record. Bases 1 to 2109 code for a protein of 702 amino acids. The transcript has 2 exons. Gene Ontology annotation, cellular component: SCF ubiquitin ligase complex. Gene Ontology annotation, biological process: SCF-dependent proteasomal ubiquitin-dependent protein catabolic process. Gene Ontology annotation, molecular function: protein binding. NCBI's taxonomy places the organism in Eukaryota, Fungi, Mucoromycota, Mucoromycetes, Mucorales, Lichtheimiaceae.